This is a messenger RNA of Acanthochromis polyacanthus (spiny chromis), 2679 nucleotides long. RefSeq names its product EPS8-like 3a (gene eps8l3a). The coding region runs from base 164 to 1999 and encodes 611 amino acids. The transcript is spliced from 20 exons. Gene Ontology annotation, molecular function: actin binding. Gene Ontology annotation, cellular component: vesicle; plasma membrane; ruffle membrane. Gene Ontology annotation, biological process: regulation of Rho protein signal transduction; positive regulation of ruffle assembly; Rho protein signal transduction. Lineage: Eukaryota; Metazoa; Chordata; Actinopteri; Pomacentridae. The record is from RefSeq and is a predicted model, not a curated record.
UGACUGUGGACUUUGUCCUUCUCCUUUAUGAGGAAGUCUUGGGCGCAUAUUGUCGAAGAGCAGGAUUAAAAUAUGAGCUUAAUAUGUACUAAAGCGUAAACAAUAUACAGAAAAAGUAAGAGCUACACUGAACUGCCAAGAGUUAAAGGUCUGUUAGGUCAGGAUGUACAGGUCUAACAGUCCCUUUGGCCAUGACACCAGCAGCUAUGCAGGAUCCAUCCCGUCCACUGGUUAUUCCACCAUGGAUGAGGUGUCAUCACAGGUGUCAGGCCUGUCAAGGCCCAGUGCAAGGUCAAUUUACUUGCAGAGGAUGGAUUAUGCAGCAUCAUUAAACAAGAUGAUGGACAAAUUUCAGUACAGAGUGGAGCACUUAUUCACCUGUGAGCUGGAUGGGAGGGAGAUUAGAAACAUCACUGACUGUGUGGAGCGUCUGAAGCUGCUGGAGGAGAUGGGUCGUGUGUGGGGUCAGAACAUGCUGCUGGAGGUGCGAGACAGAAACCUGCUGCUCACAGACAUCGAAAGCAAGGAGGAGCUGGAUUCUUUGGCUCUCAGUGACAUCCAGGACCUACAGGCUGUGCUGGACGCUGGCGUGUUCAACUCCCUGCUCACAGUGUCAGUCCAACAAAGGAGAAAACACACCGUCACUGUCUACAUGUUCCAGUGUGACGACAUCAGGGCUGAUUAUGUCCAGAGGAAUCUUUUACAAGCGCUGUCAAGCAAGAAAGAGGAUUCAAGUAUCAGGAACGGAGGACCGACUGGACGUGAAAGAGUGAGAGCUAAACCUGUAGUUGAGCCGGUGCCACAGUGGAGUAGUCCUGACUAUGAUGAUAUUUCUGAGAUUGACCUGGACGAUGACAGAGCUGUGACUGAGGUACCAACUCUACGGCCACCUUACCGUGAAGAACCUCUGCCUCCUCCUCGAACGUACACAGAGGUGGACAGGAAUGUGGAUAUUUUGAAUCAUAUUUUUGCAGACAUAGAAAUCCUCAUGGGACAAGUAGCUGCAGCAGAAGCUACAAAUGCAAAGAAAAAGAAGAAAAAGAAAAAGGGGAAAGACAUGGAGGGAAUGCCCAGCACAGAAGAAUUUGCAACAUGUCUCCAUAAAAUCAAAUGCGGUCUCAACCUUCUGGGGGAGCUGAAUGGAAAGAUCAAUAAUCCCAGUGCUGCUGAUUUUGUUCACUCUUUGUUCUCCUCAUUAGCAUUUAUCGUACCUCACUGCCCUGAAACUCUGCCAUCGAACAUCGUGGCGCCGUUGCUGACGCCUCAAUGCAUCCGUCUCAUGAGUGAAGAGGCGUCUACGAAGGAGGACGAGCUGUGGCAGAGUCUGGGAGACCCCUGGAACAUCCCCAGCACUCAGUGGCCAGAGGAUGAUGAGGACAUCCCGACCUACACUCUGGAGUUCUAUGAUGGAUGGCAGCCUCCUGAAGUGAGGGAAGAACCUGCACCCGAGGAACCUGUGAGGAGGCAGGCAUCUAUGAGGAGACAAGAGAAUCCACCAGCUACAACCAGCCAGCAGGCUUCCAAACGGACAUCACCACGUUCUCCACAACAAGCUCGGCCAAUUGAGAGAAAGCAGAUGCGUGUUAAGACCGAUUUCCCCGCUAGAAACAUGAGAGAGCUCACCGUCAGUAAAGGAGAAAUGGUCGAGCUGCUGGAUAUGUCGAAGCAGUGGUGGAAAGUGAGGAACAACAGAGGGGAGGAAGGCUACAUACCCAAUAAUAUCCUGGAGUCUGAUGAGGAUAAACAUGACCAGGACGUUGAGGCUCCUCCUGUCCUGACAAAGAAAGCCAAACCAGCACAAGUGAAAGCCUGGCUCGAAGACAAGGGCUUCAGCAAAAUCACUGUGCGCUGUCUGGGCGGGCUGAGCGGCUCCAUGCUGCUGGGGAUGACCAGAGAGGAGCUGAAGUCAGUCUGUCCAGAGGAAGGAGGGCGAGUCUUCUACCAGUUACAGUUAGUCAAGUCUGCCUUGGCUGUUGCCAGCUUGGACAGAUCAACUUGAUGGUAAAAAGGACAUCGAGGAAGACGCAAGAGAGGAAAUCUUGAACAGAAACAUUGUGAGAUACUGUAAACUUUAAGCUAAUAUUAAGCAAUAGAAAAGAGAUCAGGUAUAAAGUUGGUUAUAAUUUAUUCUCUUCUGAAAUCAAGUCAUUUGCUAUAUACUGUCUUAAUGUAAAUGUAAAAUAUAACAAUGAAGCUGCAUCACUGCAUUUAUUUUAUUAUUUAAAAAUCUAUGAUGCUUCUAUAAUGAUUUGCAUUCUUUAUGUAUAUUUUGAUAGGGUACCUUAACUUUCCAGCAAUAUUUAAGCUAGCAAGCUACCAUUUUAAACUGAAGACACCACAGAGCUCCACACCACCAUGUGCUCUGCUACAUGCGCUGCUGGAAUCAACGGUCGGAGCUGCUCUGCUGCACAAACUGCAAUGAGUUCAAUCUUUUUUUUUUUUGCAUUAUGUUCUAUCAAAAUUUUCACAUCCAUGCAUAUCACACAUCGUGUACACAGAUGUUGAUAAUUGCGUCAGGCUGGAAUUAUGUGAUUAAAUGUAAACUGAAGCACAUUAGAAAGUACACUUAGUGCAGCGUGUAAAAAUACAUUUGUGCAUAAAUUAAUUCUGCAACAGAAAGCAGGAGCCUAAUUCUUGUGUUCAUUUUGUAACCUGUAAAUAAAAUUCAAGUCUGAUACA